Acanthopagrus latus (yellowfin seabream) is the source of this 4674-nucleotide messenger RNA. Its product is annotated as metabotropic glutamate receptor 4-like. The record is from RefSeq and is a predicted model, not a curated record. Gene Ontology annotation, biological process: G protein-coupled glutamate receptor signaling pathway; regulation of synaptic transmission, glutamatergic. The transcript is spliced from 11 exons. Lineage: Eukaryota; Metazoa; Chordata; Actinopteri; Spariformes; Sparidae. Gene Ontology annotation, molecular function: adenylate cyclase inhibiting G protein-coupled glutamate receptor activity. Gene Ontology annotation, cellular component: membrane. The coding region runs from base 1090 to 3855 and encodes 921 amino acids.
UGUGAGUGCGUGUGUGUGUGUGCGCGCUGCGAUGCAUUUAACAUCAAUCACAUCCAGUGCGCGGGGCGCACACACUCUGCCGUCUAUCAGCUGGGAAGUGCUCACGCCUCGGGUGCGGGAUGUGCGCCGCUCCGCUCUAUUAUCCCGUUCAAAUCUGAUCCUCUCAUCGCGGGGAGCCGUGUAAAUGUGCGAGCGAGUGGCCCUGCAGGACGCGGACAUCUAUCCCUCCACCACCAUCACCACCCCCCCACCACCAUCACCACAGUCUGCACAGACAGGAGCCCCUAAAGUUGGGGACUUGAGACUUUUCUUCUUUUCUUCCAGCAGCACUUUUUCUCGCGUUCGGCGUUCGGAAUGGUCUCGUUGGAUCGACGCAGCCUCGAAACGCGUGUGGAUUCCCUUUGGAUACUAUAACAGUGUUUAGAUGGUUUUUUUUUGUGUUUUUGUUUGUUUUUUGGUGGAGGGGGGAAACCCUUCCGUUCGGAGCUUGACGGACUCAACGAGACGCGGUUUUGCUUUGGAUAUGGGUCACUUCUUAUGAGAGGAUCCUUCGCGGGCAGGAGAGAGGGGAAUACACUCUGAAGCCUGUGGACCUAAGCAGGCCUGAGGGCUCUGACAUAUACCAAAUCCCUGCCCAGGGGAACAGGGGAGAUUAAAAACUUCUGAUUGAGGUGGAGAGGAAAGAAACGCAGAGGGAGAGGAAGAGAGGAGGGGAGAGGCCGAGAGAGAAAGCUUAUCAUUUCACCUUUGUUCUUCCUAAUGCCCCAAGUGAAGGAUCUCCAUAGGCAAGUCUGUGAAUAACGGUCGACACAAGAGCUGCUGCCCACCACGGUGGUCAGGUGAUGGAGUGAGGCAGUGAAAGAGGAGAAGAGAGCGGGAUUACAUCCUGUGAAAGAGCCAAACUCCUAUUCUACAUUAAUUGAAUGCCUGGGAGAGAGAAGAGACAUGAGAGGAAGCCUUUUCUGUGCCAGCUGCUUCAAGAGGUAUUGCAAUUAACCCUCUGGCCAUCAUAAGAUAAUACCUGGCUUCUGUUGUUUUCUGAUCGCUGGGUUUGGUUGUACAGUGUGGAUCUGUGCUCGUGCCGUGGUCAUGUUUCAGCCCCCGGUGUGUAGACCGGAUCGGACCGGCUCUCAACGAAACAGCCUGAUUGUGCCGCUGCUGCUGCUGCUGCUUCUAAACGGCUCCCUCAAGGCUGCUCAGGCUGCCAAACCAAAAGGGCCGGGCCACACACAUUUGAACUCCAUCCGCAUUGAUGGGGAUAUCUCCUUAGGUGGGCUCUUCCCAGUACACGCCAGAGGCCACGAUGGCAAGCCAUGUGGAGAGCUGAAGAAGGAGAAGGGUAUACACAGACUGGAGGCCAUGCUCUUUGCCCUUGACCGUAUCAAUAAUGACAAUAAUCUGCUGCCUAACAUCACACUGGGGGCACGUGUGCUGGACACCUGUUCCAGGGACACUCACGCCUUGGAGCAGUCGCUCACCUUCGUGCAGGCUCUGAUAGAGAAGGACGGGACAGAUGUCAAAUGUCUUGGUGGGGGAUCACCAAUCAUCACUAAACCUGAGAGGGUGGUGGGCGUCAUUGGAGCUUCUUCCAGCUCCGUCUCAAUUAUGGUGGCCAACAUUCUACGCCUGUUCAAGAUCCCCCAAGUGAGCUACGCCUCCACAGCUCCAGAGCUCAGUGACAACACCCGCUACGACUUCUUCUCACGCGUGGUACCGCCAGACACCUACCAGGCCCAGGCCAUGGUGGACAUUGUAAAGGCCAUGCGCUGGAACUACGUCUCCACAGUGGCCUCCGAGGGCAACUAUGGAGAGAGCGGCGUCGAUGCUUUCAUCCAGAAGUCUCGGGAGGAUGGAGGUGUGUGCAUCUCCCAGUCUGUGAAGAUUCCCCGGGAGCCAAAACAAUUAGAGUUUGACAAGGUCAUCAGACGUCUCAGAGAAAACCCAAACGCAAGAGUUGUCAUAAUGUUUGCCAAUGAAGACGAUAUCAGGCGGCUACUCCAUGCAGCUAAAAAGGCCAACCAGACAGGUCAUUUCAUCUGGGUCGGCUCAGACAGCUGGGGCUCAAAGAUCUCUCCGGUUGUGCACCAGGAGGAGAUGGCAGAGGGAGCAGUCACCAUCCUGCCCAAGCGGCAGUCCAUCAAAGGGUUUGAUCGUUACUUCAUCAGCCGAACUCUGGAAAACAACAGAAGGAAUAUCUGGUUUGCAGAGUUCUGGGAGAACAACUUCAACUGCAAACUCAGCCGUCACGCCGUGAAGAAAGGGUCCGGCCUCAAAAAGUGCACAAAUCAGGAGCGGAUAGGAAAGGACUCCAACUAUGAGCAGGAAGGAAAGGUACAGUUUGUGAUUGAUGCAGUCUAUGCGAUGGCUCAUGCCCUUCACAACAUGCACCAGGAGCUCUGCCCAGGGAAGGUGGGCCUCUGUGCUAGAAUGGAUCCCAUCAACGGCACUCAUCUACUGAAGCACAUCCGCCGUCUUAACUUUGCAGGCAUAGCUGGCAACCCCGUGCUCUUCAAUGAAAACGGAGAUGCCCCUGGACGCUACGAGAUUUACCAAUACCAAAUCAGAAACCGAACGGCCGAGUACAAAAUAAUCGGCCACUGGACGGAUCAACUCCAUCUCAAUGUUCGUUCGAUGCAGUGGCCCGGUGGUGUCCGUCAGAUCCCUUCCUCAAUCUGCAGUCAUCCCUGUCAGCCUGGCGAGCGCAAGAAGAUCGUGAAGGGCAUCCCAUGCUGUUGGCACUGUGAGCGUUGUGAUGGCUAUCAGUACCAGGCAGACACCUACACGUGUAAGAUGUGUCGCUUUGACUUGCGUCCCAACGAGAAUCACACGGGCUGCGUUCCAAUCCCCAUUGUUAAACUGGAGUGGAGCUCUCCGUGGGCAGUCAUCCCUGUGCUGAUUGCGGUCGUUGGCAUCAUGGCCACCGUGUUCGUGGUGGUCACUUUCAUCCGCUACAACGACACUCCCAUUGUAAAAGCGUCGGGCCGAGAGCUGAGCUAUGUGCUGCUAACUGGCAUCUUCCUCUGUUAUGCCACAACAUUCCUGAUGAUUUCGACCCCUGAUGUAGGAAUCUGUUCCCUCCGGAGGAUCUUCUUGGGUCUGGGCAUGAGCAUCAGCUAUGCCGCCCUGCUCACCAAAACCAACCGCAUUUAUCGCAUCUUUGAGCAGGGCAGCAUGUCUGUCAGUGCUCCCAGGUUCAUCUCUCCUGCCUCCCAGCUCGCCAUCACCUUCACCCUGGCCUCAGUGCAGCUGCUCGGAGUGUGCAUCUGGUUCGGAGUGGAUCCCUCCAAGGCCAUUAUUGACUAUGAGGACCAGAGGACGUCUAACCCGACCAUGGCCCGCGGUGUGCUCAAGUGUGACAUCUCUGACCUGUCUCUGAUCUGCCUGCUGGGCUACAGCAUGCUGCUCAUGGUCACCUGUACAGUCUACGCCAUUAAAACCAGAGGGGUGCCGGAGACCUUCAAUGAGGCCAAACCCAUUGGUUUUACAAUGUACACCACCUGCAUUAUUUGGCUGGCAUUCAUCCCAAUCUUCUUUGGUACCUCACAGUCCACAGAAAAGAUGUACAUCCAAACAACCACUCUGACCAUCUCCGUGAGCCUGAGCGCUUCAGUGUCCCUCGGGUUGCUCUACAUGCCGAAGGUCUACGUGGUUCUCUUCCACCCCGAGCAGAAUGUGCCCAAGCGCACACGCAGCCUCAAGGCCGUGGUUACUGCAGCCACCAUGUCCAACAAGUUCAACCCCAAGGCCGGACUCAGACCCAACGGAGAAGCUAAAACAGAGCUGUGCGAAAGCCUCGAAACACAAUCUUUCUCAACAAAGCAGACCUACAUCAGCUACAGCAACCACGCAAUCUAAGGGGACAAAGGAUCUUAUCAUAAUUCAGGAUUUUCCCCCCCUGAUGGAGGGAAAACACAAAGUGGAAUUUCACAUACACACACACAAAAAAAUGGAUGUGUUAUUGUUGGCGUGGAGAUCACAGAAGCGUUGCCCAAAGACAUGACACGGUCGAAGGGGAGACCACAGGGACGGACAAAACAAAGGGGACCAGAGCAGAUAACAGUGCAAUUGUAAAGUUCCAUCUUCUGUCUGCCUCACAAGAAUACACAUAGAAAAAAAAAAGAAGAAGAAGAAAAAUACUUGCAUGGCAGAGGCCUGAGGAUCGAAGGAUGGAGCUUUCCUUUUGAGUGUUUACAUUUCAGCUAUGCCCUCUUUCAAAAGACUUCUCUGUCAUCUCGAGCAGCGCGGACUGAAACUGAACUGAAAGUCAAGAAUCCGUUCAGGUGUUCUCAAUGUCGUCUGCCAGUUUUUUUUUUCUCAAAAACUAUAAUUAAUCUUCAAACCUCAGAGGCAUCACGAGGGAUUAAUCAACACCAAAAAGGCAUGAAAACAUGGUCCAUGGAUUUCUAAGAGGAGCUCGUGUUUGUUUUUAUCCCGGCCUCAUGAGUCAAAGGACUUGGUGAUCAUCUCAACAAUGCAACAAAUCUGAACCAGACAUGGGAUUUUCUUUUUCUUUUCUUUUCUUCUUUUCUUUUUUUUUUUUUAAAUAAAACCCUCUUGCAGCUUUCCACUCAGUUAAAAAGAAUGACUACACGUAUAAGAUGGUCUCUGCCAAUUUUGAGCAUGCCAGUUUCAACAUCCUGUGUUGUGUUGUUAAAAAAAAAAAAAAAAAAAAAA